Messenger RNA from Postia placenta MAD-698-R-SB12, 1326 nucleotides. RefSeq lists its product as hypothetical. The record is from RefSeq and is a predicted model, not a curated record. NCBI's taxonomy places the organism in Eukaryota, Fungi, Basidiomycota, Agaricomycetes, Polyporales, Adustoporiaceae. Bases 92 to 1225 code for a protein of 377 amino acids. Gene Ontology annotation, biological process: proteolysis. The transcript has 13 exons. Gene Ontology annotation, molecular function: aspartic-type endopeptidase activity.
AUCGUUCUCCCAGAGUCUUUGGCCCCAUCGAAUCCUAUAAUUUUCGCCCGUCCUUACGCGUCCAUCCCCUAAGACUAAACAUCCAGACAUAAUGCCGUCGCUCUUUUCAACCGCGAAAGCAGCCGCCGUGUGGACCCUCCUCGGAGCAGCGCAAAUUCACGCUGCGACGAAUCUCAAAGUUCCCUUCAAGACGAGCCUAGCGCCGAAUGCCGCGCCAUUCUACCGCCCAUCCGCUCCUCUCACCAAUGCCGCGCUCAAAGUGGUCGCCGUAGUACAAGCUGGAGAUGAUCAGACUUUUAAUGAAGUCUUGGUUGAUACGGGCAGCGCCAUCCUCUGGGUUGGUGCGCAGGAGAAGUAUAUUCCUGGGCCACACACGCAGACGACAAACGAAACGUUCAGCGUAGGAUACGGCACGGGCGGCGUCAACGGCACUGCGUAUCUGGACCGCGUCACUAUAGGACAGGCGACAGUGUCCUCCCAGCUCAUCGGCUCUGCAGGAUAUAUGCAAGGUUUUACUCUCGUGGAGCCCAUUGGUGGUAUUGUGGGACUUGGCCCGUCCGGCUCGAAUUACGGCGAAGUGUCAGGUCACAAUACGACGCCGACAUUCGUCGAGAAUCUGCUGUCGGAGGGGUCGAUCGAAAGCGGCGUGUUUGGCAUCUAUGUCAGCCCGCUGAGCGAGAACGGCGUGCCUGAGGGCUUUGGCGAGAUCACCUUUGGUGGUGUCGACCAGAGCAAGAUCAACGGAGAUGUCACUUGGCUCCCCCAAAACCAGCCGGUCGACUUCCACUGGGAGUUUAACGUCUCGAGCUUCACAAUAGGCGAGAACGUCACCGCUGGGCCCAUAUAUGCCCGCACAGACACUGGUGUACUGUUCAUCGCCAUUCCCUUUGAUUCGUUCGUCGCACUGCUCGCCGAUAUUCCUAACGCAUCGCUCGACCAGUCGUCAGCCAUUGCCGGCACCCUCGUCUUCCCCACCAACGUCACCGUCGACUCGUUGCCCGACAUGGAGAUCGGCAUCGGGAACCUGAACUUCAGCAUUCCUGCUUCCAAGUACAUUGUGCCCCCGACGUUGCACGCGUCCCUGAAUAUCACGGACAACCUCACGCACACCUGGCUUGCCUCGGGUGGCCCGGAUAUGUUCGACCUAGGGCAGAAGUUCCUGGAAAACGCGUAUUCCGCAUACGACAUCGAGAACCAUCUCGUCGGUUUCGCACAGCUCGCGUGAGACCUGUGGCGUUCUACGGACAGACCCUUUUGUUAUGGACUAUGCUGUUAUACGGACAUGUUGUGUAGCUGUCGAAGCUCUCCAAUGAACUUUUCUAUGGU